Messenger RNA from Stegodyphus dumicola, 5005 nucleotides. It is a transcript of the gene stan, whose product is annotated as Protocadherin-like wing polarity protein stan. Gene Ontology annotation, cellular component: plasma membrane. Lineage: Eukaryota; Metazoa; Arthropoda; Arachnida; Araneae; Eresidae. Gene Ontology annotation, biological process: G protein-coupled receptor signaling pathway; cell surface receptor signaling pathway; homophilic cell-cell adhesion. Gene Ontology annotation, molecular function: G protein-coupled receptor activity; calcium ion binding. The record is from RefSeq and is a predicted model, not a curated record.
UUAGAAUAGACAUGAAUAGAGAUUCAUGGCUGAGACCAUCUCUGGAGAGCAAUGUCAGAGAAGGAUGCAGAGUUCAAAAUCCUUGCCAUGGAAAUCCCUGUCCGAAGAAUAGUACAUGUGUGGACCUCUGGGAUCAUUAUGAAUGCCAGUGUGACAUGGGCUUUAUUGGUCAGCAGUGUCUUCCUGUUUGUGAAAUGAAUCCUUGUGCCACUGGGUCUAUUUGUAGGCCAUCUGUAAAAGAUUCUUUCCACAACAGUCAUAAGUAUGGCUACAGCUGUGAAUGUGAUUCUCUGCACACUGGAGAAUACUGUGAGAUGCCUCUGGAUCAUCCUUGCCCUUCCAACUGGUGGGGCUAUCCAAUAUGUGGGCCCUGUCAUUGUGACACUAGCAGAGGUUAUGAUGCUAACUGCAAUAAAACAAAUGGGGAAUGCAAGUGUGAGGACAAGCAUUUCCAACCCCUGCACAGUGACAUCUGUUUUGAUUGUGAUUGUUAUGCAACAGGCUCAUUUGGAAAUCGAUGUGAUCCAAUUACUGGUCAGUGCAAGUGUAGAGCUGGUGUCAUUGGACGUAGGUGUGAUUCAUGCUCUAACCCUUUUGCUGAAGUUACUCUGAGAGGAUGUGAAGUUGUUUAUGAUGGCUGCCCUCAAUCAUUCAGCAUGGGAAUCUGGUGGGAUCGAACUUUAUUUGGUCAAGAAGCCUCACAUUCUUGCCCUAAAGGUGCAGUUGGCAAAGCAACUAGAUACUGUGCUCAAGAUACAGGAUGGGAAGAACCAGAUCUUUUCAAAUGUACUUCCGAAACAUUCUUAGAAUUGGCUGAUCAGCUUGCUGUUAUUGAAAGAGAUAAACUUCCUUUGAGCACAUAUCUUGCUGUGAAGAUCUCAUCAGACUUGCAAAUUGCCACAAAUGUUACUAAAAAUUUAUAUGGUAGUGAUAUUUUAAUUGUGGAUCGAAUGUUGUAUCAUGUGCUAAAGUACGAAACCCAGCAAGGUGGUCUCAAUCUGACUCAUAGGCAAGAUAAAGAUUUUAUAGAAAGCCUUGUAGAAUCUGCCAGCAAAAUUCUAGAACCAAGAUAUACCUCCAUGUGGGAUAGAAUUGCAACAUUCACUGGUACUGGACCAGAGCAUCUCAUAUUUAUGUUUGAACAAUAUGCAAGAACUCUAAUUCAGAACCAAGAAGAUACAUUUACAGAACCUUUUGAAGUUGCUUCUAAGAAUAUGGUGUUUGGAUUGGAUACAGUUUCUGCAUCAGAACUUUGGUGCCUUCCACCUGGUCAAGAAAAUACAAAUUUUGCAAAUGCUUCUUUGUCUCCAGAAAUGUCAAAAUUUGUUGAAGUAAUUGACAUGGAAGAAGGUCCUUCGGUUUUGAUCCCAAAAUACAACAACUUCCCUGUGCGUCAAAAGUAUAUGGAUGAUGUUACAAGGGCUAUUGUUCCAUUGAAAAAUCUCAAUAUCAAAGCUGGAAAUGAUUUCAAGAAAGCCAAAGGUAUGCAGAUUUUUAAGGACAGCGGUGUUAUUGCCUAUGCUAUUUAUCCCACAGUUGGCCAGAUGCUUCCAGACUUCUAUGAUAUAUCUGUCAGACAGAGAUUCGGGAUCACUCUUUCUGCCAAUACUCCCAUGAUGACCAUCAUAGCUCAACCAGCUAAUAGCAGUACUCUUCUGGGAGAAAAUUUAUCUCAGAAUUUCCGCUUCAGGUUUAGAAUUCAUGAUGUGACUGAUCAUACAAGCCCACAGUGUGCUUACUGGGAUUAUUCUUUGGGAUCUAGAGGCAAAUGGUCAACAGAGGGUUGUAGUACCAUAGGAACUAACUACGUUAGUGUUCUCGGAGUUCAGCCCUACGUAAAUUGUUCUUGUUCACAUCUGUCAACUUUUGGUGUAUUAAUGGACAUCACAGAUAAAGAAUAUUUCAUGGAAGAAUCAACAGCUCAGGAUGUUGUGUCCUAUUUGGGGAUAGUAAUUUCACUGCUGAUGCUGCUGGCAGCCUUCCUUAUCUUCUGCCUUCUGAGGGGACCUCAGACAAAUAGCAACAAUAUCCAUAAAAAUCUAGUGGCAUGUAUUUUCAUUGCACAGUUGUUGUUUCUCAUAGCUCUCAAGCUGAGGCGACCUUUGGUGCAAAGAGAAUUUCCCUGUAAAGUGGUGGCUAUCAUGUUGCACUACAUGUUCUUGUGUGUGUUUUCCUGGAUGUUCCUUGAAGCUGUUCACAUAUAUAGAAUGCUUACUGAAAUGAGAGAUAUUAAUCACGGACAGAUGCGGUUUUACUAUUCAAUUGGAUAUGGUGCUCCAGCGAUUGUUGUAGGUCUCUCAGUUGGUGUUAGAGCAGACCAAUAUGGGAAUUAUUUUUUUUGCUGGCUUUCUAUUUAUGAAAGUGUCGUAUGGAGUCUUGUGGGACCUAUCUGCUUUGUAGUUUUGUUAAAUCUUGGUGUUUUCGCUAUGGCAAUAAGAGCAAGUGUGCAGAUUAAAGAUACUGUUAUGGAUUUUGGAAAUUUAAGGACAGUGUUGUGGCUUGGAAUAAUUCUACUGCCAUUGUUGGGUGCAACUUGGGUCUUGGCUAUUUUAUCUGUCAAUGAAUCUUUGGAAGUUUUGCAUUAUAUUUUUUCAAUUUUCUCGUGUAUAACGGGCAUAUACAUUUUUGUUGGAUAUUGCAUCAUUAAUAAAAAGGUUAGGCAACAGCUGCAUCACACUUGGGCCCGUUUAAGAGGAAAGAAGGUGCCUUAUGAUGAGAGCCUGAGUGGCACAAGGACUACUGUAGUAUCUCGUUCAGCAUUGGCUUAUCAGAACUCCUCCUUUGACGUCUUGCAGCGUAACAUGGGAAUUUCGACUUCUUCCACAACAAGUCGAUCCACAACCAAGACUUCGAGCAGCCCAUACCGCUCUGACUCUCAUUUGAAAAACACUUCCACUUCGACUUCUCAUGCCGGGUCGGAGCCAAGACGCAGAUCGUCUCGCAAGGGUUACUUGUAUGGAAGACAUAGGCACAAGCAUAGAGAUGUUGACGAUCCAGACACAGGAGAGAUCAAUCGUCGAAGGACUCGUGAUUCAGAUUCAGAAAGCGACCUGUCUCUCGACCAUGCAUCUCUAGAUCUGGCUUCCAGCCAUUCAUCUGAUGAAGAUGAGUAUAAUGGAGACACAUGGAAGAAAAAAGCUACAAAGAAGCCACCUGAAGUGCCACCAAAGCCUAAUAUAAUGGGUGAUCCAGCUUUAUAUGGAACAAAUACAGUUCCAGCAAAAGGGUUCAAUCUUCCUCCCGGAAAUAUUGGCAGCAAUAUUUCACCCUAUGCACAAUACAAUAGUUCCUGGGGUUUACCUCGCAACAUCAUUCCUUCAACUCCUGUGGGACCAAACGAGAGCAUUGGCCUGACCGUGGGCCUUCCUUCCAGAGAUCCAAUAGUGCCCUGGGGAAGAGGAAACACCAAUAGGGAGAAAGGCGCAACCGUACCCCAGCGGCUGCAAGAUAUAUCUUCCUAUUUGGAUCCAAAUUUCACUCCGGAAUUAUUGGAUGAAGUCUCCAGCCCCGAACAGCUUCCUGUACCCGAGCGAUGCGAUAGCCUACACUCUAGUGUUAAUAAUGUAAAUAAUAAUUUAAAUACAACACAGAGUGGUGAACAAGAACCGAGAGCAGAACCCAACAAAGAAACUAAUAUAAAUGUAUCUUCUGCUCUCGAAGGGAAGAAAGUUGUUCUACCUCAACUAACAGCUGCAGAAGUUUCUUCAGAAUCAGAAGAGGACGGAAAGUAAUGAGACAUCUGUCUGACAUCACAGAAAUUUACAAAGGAGAUAAAUCAACACCUUAUUUUUUCAUUUUUACUCAAGAAAUUUUCUCCUUCUAGGAAACAAAAGAAACAAAACUUAUUAUGAAUUUGUAAAUAUAAUUAGGAUGUAAUUGUUCUACCUACUUUCCUGUCAUGAAAGUUUCAAGUUAAAAAUGGCAACAUUUUCUUCUACCAUGAGUCAUAUUCCCAUUUCUAUAAAUACAAAAAACAGGACUGCAGUUUCCUUAGCAUUUAGAGAAAAACACAUUUAGACUAGUUUAAAAUAGAGCUAAUUGCAUUCAUCCCUUUUUCAACAUCUCUAUUUUUUCAAAUGAAAUUUAUUUUAUAGUGUAGUUUAUAUGCAUAUUGUACUCAUUAAUUGUGCUUUCUUAAUCUCUUUUUUUUUUUUUUUUUUCAACAAAAUUAUUGUGCCAAAUCAUUUGCAUUAUAAAAUUGGAUCAUUUUUUAUAUUUAUGUAAUUUAUAUUUACAUUCCAUUUGAUGUCAGAUUGAAGCAUAUGAAUUUUUAUCAUAAGUUGAAAAAGAAAGGACACUGAGCUGUAAAAUCUGACAUUUUGUUGCUGCAGCCUUCAAGAGGUUAAACGUGGCUUAUUCAUAUUUGACUACAUGUCAUGUACUUAUUUCUGAAAAUUAUAUGUUUAAAAUGAGUGCACAAGAAUAUUGGGGAAGAAAACAAAUAAGUAUUUACAAUGAAACAUUCUUAAUUGAAGUAAAUUAUAUCCUUCUGUUGCCUUCCUGAGGGCUGAGAGAAAUUCGUUAAUUUUUCUACAUAGUUUAUAAGAAGUUGUUGUUGGUAAAUAAGAGGCAUACCAAACCUCAACAAUGUUUUCUUCCAAUGCAAAAUAUUACAUGCUAACUGAAAAAUAAAUGAAUGAAAUUCCAAAAAAUUAAGUCCAUAUUUUCCAUAGUUUAAUAUUAUGAUGGUUAAUGAAUUAUAUUUAAUAUAACUUAUGACUUUCAAAUCUUAUAGUUCUAAAUAAUUAUUGUCAUUACCUUUGCUCAUUAAUUCAUCUCAAUGAUGACCAACUUAACUGAAAAUACUUAUAUGGAAAUAGCACUAUUGCUCACAGUAAUCUAUGUAUUAUUAUUUUAAACAGUGAGGCUGAGGUACACUGGGAAAAAAAAUGGGACAGUUCUAUAUCUCUUGUUCUACUGUGCCGAUUGACGAAAUUCAACUUAUGCGUUUUAUGUCUCGAAAGCACGACUUAGGAUAUAUAUUAGAUUUCUAUAUAAAUUUGUU